This is a messenger RNA of Rhinichthys klamathensis goyatoka, 1894 nucleotides long. RefSeq names its product wingless-type MMTV integration site family, member 10a (gene wnt10a). Gene Ontology annotation, molecular function: cytokine activity; frizzled binding. Lineage: Eukaryota; Metazoa; Chordata; Actinopteri; Cypriniformes; Leuciscidae. Gene Ontology annotation, biological process: canonical Wnt signaling pathway; multicellular organism development; neuron differentiation. Gene Ontology annotation, cellular component: extracellular region. The record is from RefSeq and is a predicted model, not a curated record.
GUAGUCUGAGUGCCAUCAAGAUAAGGCAAACAUCAGAAGUCCUGAAGACAGUAGAUUGCUCAGUCUGAGUGCUGAUGUAUACAUGAGUGUCUUGUGUCAGAUGAUAUCAACGGAUCCUCACAGCGUCAGCUCACAUGUUCAUUCAUUCAUUCUUUCAACAGAAAGCACCAGCAGAAAAAAAAAAGUUGUAAAGUGGUUUCAUGAAUGAGGUGUCACGACAUCGCUUGGCACUCUCCAGCAUCAUUGAUUUUUUCGUCAGAUUUGGACGAUCUGAAGCUGAUCGCUGGAAAGCUGUGCGCGUAUUGCACGGAUCUUCUCCUCAAGCAGAGUUGUUGUGAGAGAGUUUUGCAGAAGAGCAGCAGCAGCAUGGAUUACUUUUUAUUUCGACUCUUCUGUUCUUUGGCUUUGACGUCGCUUUUAGUUCAAAGGGCAGAUUCAAAUGAAAUCCUGGGACUAAAGAUCCCCUUUGACCCUAUUCUCAAUGCCAACACGGUGUGUUUGACCCUGCCCGGCCUGACAAAGAAACAGCUGGACGUGUGUAUGAGACAUCCAGAUGUGACGGCCUCUGCCAUACAAGGCAUUCAGAUCGCCAUCCAUGAGUGCCAGCAUCAGUUCAGAGGACACCGCUGGAACUGCUCAAGUCUGGAGACCAGGAACAAGAUCCCCUAUGAGAGUAUUGUCUUCAGCAGGGGUUUCAGAGAAAGCGCAUUUGCAUACGCUAUUGCGGCGGCCGGCGUGGUGCACGCUGUGUCCAACGCCUGCGCCAUGGGCAAACUGAAAGCCUGCGGCUGCGAUGAGAAACGUAGAGGGGACGAGGAGGCGUUCAGGAUCAAACUCAACCGUCUGCAGCUUGAGGCCAUCAACCGGGGUAAAGGAAUGGUGCACGGCGUGAUGGAACACUUUCCCGCCGACGCUCUCGGUCCCCAGGACUCCUGGGAAUGGGGCGGCUGCAGCCCCAACGUGGAGUUCGGUGAACGCUUCUCCAAGGAGUUCUUGGACUCCCGUGAGACGUACAGAGACAUUCACUCCAGGAUGAGACUUCAUAACAACAGAGUUGGCAGGCAGAUUGUGGUGGACCACAUGAGGAGGAAAUGCAAAUGCCACGGUACAUCAGGAAGCUGUCAGCUGAAGACCUGCUGGCAGGUGACUCCAGAGUUCAGAACGGUGGGCUCGCUGCUGAAAGAACGCUUCAACAUCGCCACGCUAAUCAAAGCCCACAACAGAAACACAGGACAGGUGGAGCAUGCCCACCCCACCCACCGACGAAGAGCCAACGUGAACGAUCUGGUCUACUUUGAGAAGUCUCCGGAUUUCUGCGAGAGGGACCUCGGUUCGGACUCUGCUGGGACGCAGGGCCGGAUCUGUAACAAGACCAGCCAGGGCAUGGACAACUGUGAGAGCCUGUGCUGUGGACGGGGACACAACAUCUUACAGCAGACUCGCAGCGAACGCUGCAAUUGCAAGUUCCACUGGUGCUGUUACGUGGUGUGCGAGGAGUGCAGGAUAACAGAGUGGGUCAGCGUCUGCAAAUGAAAUGAGCGAUCAUCUACUAAAUGUACAAAAACAGACAUUAAACAUAGGGAAAGACUAAGAAAUCCCUCCCUUUUGCAAUGGACUGCCAUUUCCAUGAUUCCAAUGGAAAGCACAAAAAGCGGACUGAGAUGAAUUGAGUGCUAUAGAAGUGUGCACAUGUUUGCACACUGCAUGGGUCCAAGCACAAGAUUUCAGACGGAUUUUUUGGACUUGCACUGCAUAUAAUUUCAGAAAGUAUUUUUAAUUUAAAUAAAUUACGAAUAUGAAUAUAUUGUGGAGUAUAUUGCCAACAAAGCACUCACCGACACGGCGUUGUGUUCGUUUUAGUUUGGUUUUUUAAAGAAAUCAGUGGCGCGCAGUC